GAAUCUUCAGGCUGCCAUUGGAGCCUAUUAUGAUUUUGAGAGCCCAAAUAUCAAUGUACCCUCCAUGUCCUUUGUUGAAGAUGUCACCAUAGGAGAAGGAGAGUCCAUCCCUCCUGACACCCAAUUUACAAAAACAUGGAGGAUACAAAACACAGGGACAGAGGCGUGGCCCCCGGGGGUUUGUCUGAAGUAUGUUGGGGGAGACCAGUUUGGCCAUGUAAACAUGGUGAUGGUCAGGUCCCUGGAGCCCCAGGAGAUUGCAGACGUCAGCGUUCAGAUGUGCAGCCCCAGCACGGCAGGAAUGUAUCAGGGACAGUGGCGCAUGUGCACUGCCACAGGACUCUAUUACGGAGAUGUCAUCUGGGUGAUCCUCAGCGUGGAGGUUGGAGGACUUCUAGGAGUAACACAGCAGCUGUCAUCCUUUGAAACAGAGUUCAACACACAACCACAUCGCAAGGUAGAAGGAAACUUUAACCCAUUCGCCUCUCCACAGAAGAACAGGCAACCAGAUGAAAACAACCUAAAAGACCCUGGGGGUUCCGAGCUAGGCACAAUCAGCAAAAACACAUGGGGGCCUGCUCCUGACCAAAUCGAACAAGAUCAGAAUGGACUGUCACAAAACUCUGUAAAUCUCUCCCCCAGCAGUCACUCGAACAACUUGUCGGUAGUGACGUACAGUAAGGGUUUCCACGGUCCUUAUCCCUUCGGACAGUCUUAAAACAAAAACAAAAAACGGGUAUCGACAAGAGGAGAAUUUAACAAAGAACUGACUUAUGGGGAAGGGAGGGGGAUUCAUGUGGCAAGCAGACACAACGUGGAGCCCCCUUCUCUGCCUCCGUAUCCUGGAUAAAGAAGAAAACAAAACAAAAACCCGAUAACUUAAGACUAGCUGUUUCCAGAGGAAAAUACAAAAUCUAAGUAUGCAUGUGUGAAUGCUGAAUUUCAGGAGUGUUGUUUAAUGCUAUGAGAAAGAAAGUAUACCAACACCAUGGGGUUUUUUUUAGAAGUCAUUUUCACACGUAAUUAGGUAGCUUAAAAGUUUAAAAAAUUAAAAUGAAAAAGCCAUCUUUAAAAAAAAGAAUAUUUUGCCUACAGAGCGGUUGUAGUUUGAGCAAAUGUUUAAUUUUUGUUUGUUUCCUGUUCAUAUUUUUUUAAAUAAGGGACAGCGUGCAUUUUUAUGGAACUGUCAUGUUUUGCUUGCUACCGAAUGGGAACUUGCUUAGCAUCUUCUGGGGUUUGUGCAGUGACUUAUUUUUGUUGGACAUUUUUAAUGAGAGAUUGGGUCUUCACCCAGUUCUGCAUUUUAAUAGCACCUGCUGGUUUUAGUUACCAACUUUUAAAUCUUCUCUUAUUUCUUCUGUUUUUUCCUUUUGGUUUGGGUGUUGCUGUUAGUUGUCCUGCAUGUCACUGGAAAUGGUGCUGAAAAAAGGUCUCGGUAUCAGAGUUGGAGAGAAACUCUGGGACUGGGUUAGGAUAACAUGGAGGGCUCAUUUCCCUUCCCCUUGUACGUGAAGUACUCAUAAAUAGGCACCCGUGUUAACAAGAAAGAUUUAUUAAAGUUCCAGAGCUGUCCUAUGUGGUUAGCGUUUCAAAAUACCUUUUUGUUAACUCUUGAUAUACAGUAGCUGUGCCUAGAACAACCAAGCAAGCGUAUCAGUCUCGUGCCAAGAGGAAACUAUCUUUCUGUAGGCAUAAUUCACUUGAUAGUAGUUGUAAAGCUUUACAGAAGUCAUGUCCUUUUAGUUUUGAAUCUCCCUUUGCUGUCUCUCUCUUACGCAGAGUAAGUUUCAAUUCAUUUCUCCUGUGAGAAAGUAUUAGCUUAGCAAACAGAGGCUAUUUCAUUGCGUUUUUGAAUGUAGAGCAAGAGUUAGUAUCAUCAGCUGGAUUCCACUGUAUCGCCUUGUAUUCACUCGCCUUUGUCUUACUGGCUUGUAGCUUUUUACAGGUGAGGCUCUCACCUUCUAAGUGGGCUCUCCAGGGCACGUUGUCAGAGGAGGAAUUGCUCCUCAAACGGAGGUUGCUCUGCUGUUCUUUCGGUGUAUGUCCAUGCAGUUAUGGAUUGGGAGGUCCUAUGUGGGGAGAGGAA
This is a messenger RNA of Struthio camelus australis, 2086 nucleotides long. The record is from RefSeq and is a predicted model, not a curated record. Lineage: Eukaryota; Metazoa; Chordata; Aves; Struthioniformes; Struthionidae.